AUGAGCAACAUUUGCGCGAAAAUCGACACUCCAUGCGAACUUCAAGCAUUUGACGCUGCUGUCCACAACCAUUACGUUGAGUCAGUGGCAAAACUAGCAACAAUCAUUGAUGAACCGACUCUGGUCCAGUCUAUUCGAGCCAAAACAAAUGGGUCAACAAAUGACAGAGAGGACUGGGCAACAUUAAAGGAACAGGGAAGUACGCUUUUCAAAGAAGGAGAUUAUUCCGCAGCGAUGAAUCUAUAUACGCAAGCAAUUAGUCUCUCACCUUCAAACCCGAUGUUGUAUUCGAAUCGAGCUCUAUGCGAGAUAAACUUGAAAAGGUUCGAAUUAGCUCGUGAAGAUGCCGAGGAUGCCAUUGAACUCGACCGUUCAAGUGUUAAACAUUUUCGCAUCCUGUCGGAAGCUCUCCUUGGACUUGGCCUGCUCGAUGAAGCGAAAUUGGCUUGUGCAGCUGGUCUUCAAUUGCAGCCACAUGAUUCUAUCCUCAUUCAGCGUGAACGUUUUAUAUCAGAGAUAAGCAAGGUGACGUUGGAUAAGCAGAACUCUGAACAGGUACCGCGAGACGAAGAUAUUUACGAUAUUACGGACAUGCAUACUUAUCUACAUAUCCACGACUUGCAACAGAAAACUGAUCAGCUCAAACAGACUGAAACACUUGAGAAUUUCACCGUCAUGCUGGAACUAACCAAACAGCAAGCUAUGCUUGGCUCUGCCGAAGCGCUUUGUGCAAUGGGUGCCUACUUCGACUCCAUCGGCACAUUGGAUCGUACAAAGUAUUUUUUUGAACAGGCGGCAGCACAACGACCGUAUAUUCGAGUCAAUGGUGUUAUUAUGCCCAACAAAGGUGUGGCAACAGCAGAAAACAAUUUGGGUGUCAUGUAUCUCAGCGGAAAAGGCGUCCCUGUCGAUCGUGAUAAAGCUAUCGAGUACAGUCGUCGAUCAGUUGAGCACGGAUUUCCUACGGCCCAUCAAAAUCUUGGCUUUGCUCUGUUGAACGGGGCUAAAGAUGAUGAAACGCUGAAAUUCGCCCGUGCGUCAUUUGCCAAAGCUGCUGACCAGGGUAUGGCUGCAGCUCAGUGGGCCUAUGCCAAUAUGCUUGUUGAUGGUCAAGGCGGCCCGUCGAUAUCAUGUAAUGCAGCAUCACAACAUUUACUCGGUGGACUCUACGCGUUCGGCCACGGAUGUGAACGGGACGCCGAAGAAGCAUUUUGCUGUUUCGAGCGUGCUAAAUCGCAAGGUGUCAAUAAGGAACAACUACGGACAACAACUGAUAUAUUCUCCUUCGAUCUCAAUCGUUCGAGUUUAACGACAAAAAUGGGCGCAGAGGUAUGUCAUUUCGAACACGCUCAACAGUUAACAUCAGAGAAAUUGACAAUCACCGAACGCAUUAAUCGUUUCUUAUUCAGCAAGCUCAAUACUACGCCCACAAAAGUUCCUGAUAAUCGCAGCCAGUAUGAAAUAAACUAUCCUUGGUUUUACAAGGAUAACAACAGAGAACAAAUUCAAAGACGAGCUCUUUCAGGUUCGGCGACGGCUGAGCGUGUCUGGGCUCGUCUUAUCACACUUCAGGAUGUUGUAGAUGAACUACGAAAAAAUCCAUCCUCCCGUGAAGCCUUGGCUAAAUAUCGUGCUGCUCGACAAGACUGUGCACCUCGUCUGUUUGCUCCAAAUGAUAUCGAAACGGUUGCUCAAACUCGCCUUGUCAAUAAUCCUAACGACGGCGAUUCGUUGUUUGUUCUAGCUAUCGGUGACAAAAAAAAGACCGGUCUUCAUCCCAUUAAAUUUUUAGAGCGUUGCGUUAGUCUCCAUCCCAACGAUGCUGACUUUCAUUUCUUGCUGGCCGAUGCCUACCACAAAAUUGGUCAAUACGAUCGUUGUCUGUCAGUGUGUACCCGUGCUGUUGAGCUGAGUUCGAACAUCGAUCACAUGAUUCUGCAGGUGGAUACUGUUAUUCGGCUCGAAAAGAUUCGCCGUUCAGCACGUUUACUGAAUGACGGAACUUACACGAAAGGGCCCACAUAUACCACUGACGAAAUCAUCGCUAUGUGCGAGCGUAUUUUGGAAUUGAUACCAACCGAUCAUGAACAAAUCCCCGAAACACAUUACAAACUGAGUGAAAUGUACUUGCUACGUGGACAUUACAAUGCAGCACGCGACCACUGGCAUGCAGCCCGUAAGAACGCUGCACCUGAUGUUCGACUUCCGUGCUUCGAGCCAGUGGACCAUGAUCGCUAUCUAAAUGUGAAUGCUUGGAUGAAAGAAAAUUAUGGAAAAAUAUGGUCAUCUGAUUCGAACAUGGUCGACGGUAGUACGGAGAAAAUAAAGGUCUGUUGUCAUUGUGGUAAAGUAAAACCAUCGAAGCGAUGCAUAUGUGGAUUAGCUAGCUACUGCGAUGCCAAGUGCCGGAAAGCCCAUUGGUCUAAGCACAAGUUGAUUGAUGUACACAAGAAGAAAAACUGA
Messenger RNA from Didymodactylos carnosus, 2463 nucleotides. The record is from the annotation of a GenBank genome assembly. NCBI's taxonomy places the organism in Eukaryota, Metazoa, Rotifera, Eurotatoria, Philodinida, Philodinidae.